UGUUGAGUUAAGAGAGGCCAGUGGAUUGCAUUAUUAUUUACACUGUAUUGUGGUUCAUUGUCAAUCACCUUCACCUUCACCCACUCACCCACCUUUGGACCCAACGUCCCUUCACCGACCCCUCGCCUCUAGCUCUGACCGCGCCCUCUUCCCCCUCCAACAUCCACCCACCUUCUCGACGCGAUCGCGCUUCACGCUUAUCUUGACAUAGCUGGUCAUCUGCCCUCUAUCCUAGGCAUACAUAUGUACCUAGCCUCGUCAGCUGUCAGCCUUGAGUUUCACUGAUCUUGAUCUUGCUUGCUGUCACGAGAACACCCCUCAGCACAUCAGACGCGAAAGUACGAACACACAUCACAUCACACCCAACGACUUGAUAAGAACCUGCUUGACCAGGACAAUUUGUCCUUGGGCAUUUAUCUCAUUCACACGUUGACUUUCUCCUCUGCUCCCCUCUCCAACAUCCACACUUCACUCAACAACCCUCCCAUCUUGCCCACCAUGGCAUCUACCUCCUCUCCCUACUCAGACUCGACCUUAUAUCUCUACACAUCCCUCACCGCGGGAUCCUCACACAUCAUCACCGCCACGUCGCGCAUGGAAACAAUCCUAAAAGCCAACAAGAUCCCUUUCCGCGCCGUCGACUGUGCCACAGAUGAGAAAGCCCGCAUGUUAUGGGGGCGACGAUCAAAAGGAAGAAAGCUACCUGGUUUGGUCAAAUUCGGGAGUAUCAUUGGUGAUCUCGAACAAAUCGAAGAAUGGAAUGAAUACGGAGAACUGAAAGAGCAAAUCGCGGAAGCCGACGAGUUCGGUUCUCUGGGUUCCAGUACAGCAAAUGCGACUCUUGCUCCAGAACCUCCCAUCAGCACCACCAAUGCCUCGACACCGCAACGAUCGGGUCCUCCCUCUCGAGCAUCGUCUGAAACUCGUCAUAUCUCCAUCGCAGAGCCGUCCAAGGACAAAGAAGCUACUAAACCGGCAGAAUCGUCUCUGAACCAGACUAUUCGUCAACUCGGUGCUGAAGCGGCCGCCAAAGCCGGACAGAAAAAGGCUGCUGCCACCGCCGCCGCCGUCACAUCUGCAUCCUCCUCGACUACAACCCCAACAACCGCCGCCAAAGUCCCUACUAAAUCUCCCUCCACCACCGAUCAAAUCCCCGUUCCUGCAGCGACCAAACUCUCCGCCGAUGCGGCCGUUGAUUCAGGAGAAGGCGUCGCCGCCGUGACAGCAGCGAAGAUCCCAUCACAACUUGCCGCCGAAGGUGCAAAGAGAACCUCAGUGGACAAGAUUGCAGAAACGGAAAACACAACCACGACAACGUCAGACCCAUCAUUGAAAUCUCCCACCGACGAGACCACUCCAUCUACAUCUACAUCUACAUCUACACCAACAUCAACAGAAGAACAACUCCUCAACCUCCGUCGCUCCAGCAGCGUGACCAAAACCAAGACUAAACUCAGUGAAUCAACCCCGGCAGCCGAAAGCAACACCAUACUCGCCACAUCGAGUGAUUCCAUCACGGACACUACUACCGAAACAGCAACAGCAGAACCAACAAAAUCACCAUCAUCAUCGGCAUCGCCACCGGCAGUUGGACCCGGAUCAAGUCCAACAACAUCACUCUCCCCUCCACCUCGAAAACAUCGCGGAAGUGAUGUUGUGGAUGCGGAUGUAGAGGAGAUUAGAGCCAUGGAGAAGAAGUUGAGUAUCCAAGAAGAAGACGAGGAAGAGGAUGAAGAGGAUGAGAAGGAGAAGGCGAAGGCGAAGGCGAAAGCAGAUCUUCAGGGAGAGGAGUCUGAAGCUAAAAUCACAGCUACCGACAAACUCGAAGAUUCUGUCACCACCAAAGGCGAGCGAUGAUACAUACUUCAAAUUUCAGCUGCAAAGGAUGAUUCAAAUGGCUGGGGUUAGUGUUGGGGGAUUGAGUAGAGGAUGGAUAAUUGAACCCGAGGUGGGAGUUGGGACCUGGAGAUGGGUUUGGGGAGUAUAUGGGUCUAUGUGGAUGUAGGUGUGGGUGUACUUAAGUAGGUACGAGUAAGGGAGUGGGUGUCGUGUGUGUGCGCGUGGAAUAUCAAACACCUGGCUCUGACACUCCUAGGUUUAUACCAUGGAAAUUGACAUUGACUCCCAUGAGGGAGGUCACAUGACUGGGAUGGAUCCAAGUAUCAUAUAUUCAAAUCGCGAUCGAUGCACGAGGUAUCAAUAUAGUAC
This is a messenger RNA of Exophiala mesophila, 2208 nucleotides long. RefSeq lists its product as uncharacterized. The transcript has 2 exons. Bases 499 to 1857 code for a protein of 452 amino acids. Lineage: Eukaryota; Fungi; Ascomycota; Eurotiomycetes; Chaetothyriales; Herpotrichiellaceae. Gene Ontology annotation, cellular component: cytoplasm. The record is from RefSeq and is a predicted model, not a curated record.